Messenger RNA from Cucurbita maxima (winter squash), 1161 nucleotides. RefSeq names its product developmental protein SEPALLATA 1-like. NCBI's taxonomy places the organism in Eukaryota, Viridiplantae, Streptophyta, Magnoliopsida, Cucurbitales, Cucurbitaceae. Gene Ontology annotation, biological process: positive regulation of transcription by RNA polymerase II. The transcript is spliced from 8 exons. The record is from RefSeq and is a predicted model, not a curated record. Gene Ontology annotation, cellular component: nucleus. Gene Ontology annotation, molecular function: DNA-binding transcription factor activity, RNA polymerase II-specific; protein dimerization activity; RNA polymerase II cis-regulatory region sequence-specific DNA binding. The coding region runs from base 285 to 1025 and encodes 246 amino acids.
GAAGAAGAAGAAGAGCUCUAAGGCUGUCUUGAAAUUGUUUUUCUGGGUGUGAAGAUCAGAACAAAUCUGUAGCUCUGAAACCCUAAGAACAAGAACAAGAACAAGAACAAGAAAAAGAAAGAGAGACUUUUAUUUAUUUAUUAUCUUGUUUUGGUUGGGAAAAACAAAAAAAAAAACAACAAAAAUCACUGUUUUCUGCCUCUACCUCACUAGGGUUUAAAUCUUUUUUGUUCUUGUUGGAUCCCAAGAACAGAGCCAGAGGCUUUGUUUUCAGGGGUAAGGAAAUGGGAAGAGGAAGAGUGGAGCUGAAGAGAAUAGAGAACAAGAUAAACAGGCAGGUAACAUUUGCUAAGAGAAGGAGUGGGCUGUUGAAGAAGGCUUAUGAGCUCUCUGUUCUUUGUGAUGCUGAAGUUGCUCUUAUCAUCUUCUCUAAUCGUGGCAAGCUCUAUGAGUUCUGUAGCACUUCCAACAUGCUCAAGACACUGGAAAGGUACCAGAAAUGCAGUUAUGGAGCUGUCGAGGUCGCCAAACCCGCCAAAGAGCUCGAGAGUAGCUAUAGAGAAUACUUGAAGCUGAAGGCUAGGUUUGAGUCUCUACAGAGAACUCAGAGAAAUCUUCUUGGUGAGGAGUUGGGUCCAUUGAACUCUAAAGAGCUUGAGCAGCUGGAGCGUCAGCUCGAGUCUUCUUUGAAGCAAGUUAGGUCUACUAAGACUCAGUACAUGCUGGACCAGCUAUCUGAUCUUCAGAACAAGGAACAGAUGCUGAUUGAAACCAACAGAUCUCUAACAUUAAAGCUAGAAGAAAUCAGUUCAAGAAACAACAUAAGACUAACAUGGGAAGAAGUAGACCAAGGCAUGUCAUAUGCUCCACAGAAUGCCCAAACUCAAGGCUUCUUUCAGCCACUGGAUUGCAACCCCACUCUGCAAAUUGGAUACAGUGCUGCAGUAUCAGAUCAAAUUACAGCCACCACUGCCCCAAAUCAUGCCCAACAAGUCAAUGCCUUUCUCCCUGGUUGGAUGCUUUGAAGGCCUCAAACUCUACCUCUCUUUUUUUAUUUAUUAUUAAUUGCAGUAUGGUACCAACACUUUGCAAAUUUGUUAAUAAGGACUUUUAUUUUAGACAUUAUAAGAAAAAAAAAAACCCCAACAUUUGGCUUGUGGA